This is a messenger RNA of Thalassophryne amazonica, 3285 nucleotides long. Its product is annotated as mitofusin-1-like. The transcript is spliced from 18 exons. Gene Ontology annotation, molecular function: GTP binding; GTPase activity. Bases 199 to 2463 code for a protein of 754 amino acids. Gene Ontology annotation, cellular component: mitochondrial outer membrane. Gene Ontology annotation, biological process: mitochondrion localization; mitochondrial fusion. The record is from RefSeq and is a predicted model, not a curated record. NCBI's taxonomy places the organism in Eukaryota, Metazoa, Chordata, Actinopteri, Batrachoidiformes, Batrachoididae.
AGAAGAAGACUGUGGGAGUAGUAAUAUGGCCACUCUCGUCUUCUCUCUUCGACACACUUCAAACUACCAGAUAAAACAUCACUAACAAAGGUUUUCAGGCAAGUCGAGUCAGUAAUAUUUUAUCUGGGACAAGGGAUGUAUGUUUAAUAUUGCCACGAAACAACAUCAUUUGUGUUAUGAAAGGAGGACACAUGCGACAUGGCUGCAGUGCCCACUCUCAGACGAGUAGAUUCAGCUCAGGGGGAGUUAUCUCCUCUCAAACACUUUGUUGUGGCCAAAAAGAAGAUCAGUGAGGUGUUUGAACAGCUGCUGGCCUACGUCAAAGAAACAACAGCAUUUGUAGAAGCAACAUGUGAGAAUAAAGCUUUGGAGAACAUUGCAAGUGAGGAUCAGAAGCUGGAGAUUCAAGCAUAUGAUGAGAAACUGUCGAUCAUUAAGGAUGUGCUGGCACGCAGACACAUGAAAGUGGCCUUCUUUGGCAGGACCAGUAACGGUAAAAGCACAGUCAUUAAUGCCAUGCUGAGGGACCGUGUGCUGCCCAGUGGCCUUGGUCACACCACCAACUGCUUUCUCAGUGUGGAGGGCACUGAUGAUGAGAAGGCCUUUCUCAAAACUGAGGGUUCUGAUGAGGAGAAGAGCAUUAAGACUGUAAACCAUUUGGCACAUGCACUCAUCAUGGAUAAGAGUCUGGAUGCCGGCUGUCUUGUUCGUGUCUUCUGGCCGAAGUCAAAAUGUGCUCUGCUACGAGAUGACCUGGUGCUUGUAGACAGCCCUGGGACAGAUGUCACAUCACAAUUGGACAGCUGGAUCGACAAGUUUUGCCUGGAUGCUGAUGUCUUUGUGCUGGUGGCCAACUCUGAAUCUACACUUAUGAACACGGAAAAGCAAUUUUUCCACAAGGUUAAUGAACGUUUGUCAAAGCCCAACAUCUUCAUCCUCAACAACCGCUGGGAUGCAUCAGCAAAUGAGCCUGAAUACAUGGAGGAUGUGAGGAAGCAGCACACAGACCGUUGUGUCAACUUUUUGGUGGAGGAGCUGAAGGUGGUUGACCGUGAGCAUGCACCCAACCACAUUUUCUUCAUUUCUGCCAAAGAGGUGCUGAACUCCCGCAUGCAGCGAGCACAGGGCAUGCCUGAAACCGGUGGCGCAUUAGGUGAAGGUUUCCAGGAGAGACUGAAAGAGUUCAAAAGCUUUGAGAGAAGGUUUGAGGAGUGUAUCUCGCAGUCAGCAGUGAAAACAAAGUUUGAACAGCACACUAUCAGGGCCAAGCAGAUCACAGAAAAAGUCAAGAGCCUCAUGGAUGACAUCAACAUCGAGGCAGCAGAGAAGAGAGUGGCCGCUCUGGAGGACAGAGAGUAUCAAAUGGACCGGCUGGAAUUUGUCAAGAAUCAAUUGAAUUUGCUGAUUGAAGACAUCAAGAAGAAGAUCAAAGCCAUCAGUGAGGAAGUGGAAACCAAGGUAUCCAGUGCAAUGGAGGAGGAGAUCUGCCGUCUGCACGUAAUCGUUGAUGACUUUCACUGCAACUUCCACCCCUCACCUCAUGUCCUCAAGCUUUACAAGUCUGAGCUGCUGUCUCACGUGGAAGAGGGCAUGGGGAAGAACCUGGCCUUCCGCUGCUCUGACGCAGUCAACGCCUCUGUCCAGUCCUCUCAGACAUACAUGAUUGAGACCAUGCUCCCUCUGCUUCCUGCUGCUGUUCAGAGCCAAAUCCACAUGCUGGUGCCCAGCAGGAAGUUUGACCUGAGUUACGACCUGAACUGUGCCACACUUUGCAGUGACUUUCAGGAGAACAUCGAGUUCCAGUUCUCUUUGGGCUGGACAGCACUAGUUCACCGCUACUUAGGUUCUGCCAAUGCACAGCGAGCCCUCAGGCUGGUCGACCAGAACUUCCAGGUACAGUCUCUCGCCCAAUCGCCCGCAUCAGGACCCCCAUCCAUCGCAGCCCCGCCAAACACGGAGAGAUCCCCGGCGACUCAGGACGACCUGAUGGUAACCAUGGCAACAAACGUAGCGUCCGUCAUGUCCCGCACGUCGAUGAGCAUCAUCGUUGUCGGAGGAGUGGUGUGGCGGACCGUCGGCUGGAGGCUGAUUGCCCUGUCGGCCUCGCUGUACGGCUUGCUUUACCUCUACGAGAGACUUAUGUGGACAACGAAUGCUAAGGAACGUGCGCUGAAGCAGCAGUUUGUCAAGUACGCCUCAGAGAAGCUGCAGCUCAUCGUGAGCUUCACAAGCGCAAACUGUAGCCACCAGGUCCAGCAGGAGAUGGCCACGACCUUUGCUCGCCUCUGUCAGCAGGUGGACCAAACACAGAAAGAGCUGACGGCAGAAAUCUGCCAACUGACUGCCAAGAUCGAUCAGCUGGAGACUGUUCAGAGCCGUUCCAAAAGCCUCAGACAUAAAGCUACAGCCCUGGAAAAACAGCUGGAGGCAUUCACAGACCAGUACCUGCAACCUCAACAGUGACCUGAACACCACACUGUGUGGGUGUGUGUGGGUGGGUGUGGCCAGAAGUUUAAAGGUCUCUACUCUAAUUAAACAGUUUAUUUUCACAGUUACCUCUUCAGUAAUACUAACACUUUACAGCUUAUGUGAAGAUUUCAUGAUUUAAUGUCAUUUAACAUUUUUACUGUUCAUUGCAAAAAAAAUUAAUAAUAAUUUGAAGGACAUUUUUGGACUCUGUUCACCUCUGAUGGUCAUUUGCCUUGUUUUAUUUUGUACUAAACAAAUUAUGACAGACAGGCUUUGAAAUGCCAUUUACCUGAAUGUGACUACUUGUUUAGUUAGUAAUCAAGCUCUUGAGGAAAUCUGUCUGUAAUACAGAUGUUGCACACCACCUGCCACAAUUUGGCGCCUUCUUGAUUGGCAGAAAGAUGGAUGAGUGAGCUGCUGCACUCCAACACAUUUCUACCUGUGAAUCUGCCAUUUAGUGCUUGUAGAGCAAAUUAAAUGGGCAUAUAAUUAGGUCUCCACACGAUUUAACAAAUACAUAUAUAUGGUGUGUGUAUAUAUGUAUUUGAUUUGUAAGGAUGUAGUUUAUGUAAAUUAACAGAAGCUACUGGAGACAGGUGUGUGUCCGUUUACCUGCUGAUGUUGGGUCAAAGACGAUACCAGACUCUUAAUUCAUGAUGUCGUUUUUAAGAACUGCCCGUAUUUUUUAAUGCAUGACCCAUAAUUAUUAUUGUUCUGCACUUUGUAGGGUUCUUUUUCUUUGAAAUAUAUCCAGAUUUUCCAGAAUGCAUUUAAACAGCCAUUUUGUCCAUAUAAUUAAAAAGAUUUCUUCACUCU